UCUCUCUCACCUCGUCUCGCCACGGCAGGCUCAAGAAGCGUCAAUAAAACGGUCAGUCCGGCGCUGUUCACGCUCAGAAGAGAGGAGACACCGCAGCGUUUGUUAGAGCUUUUUUCCCCACACAAGCAAGCUCCCGAGUUUUUAAUCCGCUCAGUAAGCCUUCGAGGUCGGCUUGUUGCUCCGACUCGUUACCGUAGACUGACUCCAAGCCUUCAGGACAAACAUUUUGUUUUGGCAAUAAUGGGCUCCUCUUGGCUUCUGGUCCCCGUUGUUGUGUCUCUCAUGAGUCUGCUCGGUUCGGCGGCCAAGGAUGAGCAUGACAUGGAGCAACGUGAGGUCACCUUUGACCUUGACGCCAUCAUGCAAGAGAUGCAGCUACCGGAUUCAUUUGUGAUGCAGCAAGAGGCAGACCUGUCUGAUCUCAUCAAGGAGUUUGCCAUAGAUCAGGAACCAGACAAGUUGGACACACCAAGAGCUUCCAGACCGGGAUCCAUGUCGCCGAGAGGACGUCGCCCAGAUUUUGGUCCCCGUUCUCAACCCCCUGUGCUGGACUAUCAAGUUCAGUUCCCACUUGGCCGACCCACCGCCAACAAUCUGGAAGCCCUGUGUCUCAAUGGAGACCUCCGUCCUCGCUACCCCAACUCAUUCUUUCCCAGAUCGGGAUUUGGCCAGCAACGUCGGAGGGCAAAUGCUGUCAACAACGCAGAGUCAUGGUUUAGCACAUGCUGCAAAGGCAACCAGACAUGGGGAAGUGAUGUGACAUUGUGCUGCGUCACGCAGGCGUGGGAGCUCUCCUUGGAACAAUUUUGCACGGAGGACUCAUCAGUGAAGGAUCGACUUUAUCACUGCUGCAGACAAACGGGCAGCAAGAGGCUCAACUGCUUCCAAAGCGACGUUAAGGAUCCAAGCUACGAGUUAACAGAGGCGUUGCCUGUGGAACUGCUUCCCUCUACGGUCGACUUCAGCUUUGACAGAAACAAUUGCCACAGGACAUCAGUGACUGAGCACAGUGUCAGUGAAAGCAGAGGAAGACAAGAGUCCCAGAAAAGUGACAUCAACUUUCCCCCCGGUCGACCCAGCGAGGAAAACAUAGAAUGGUUGUGUCGUAACCAGAAGCUGCGGCCUUUGUACAGCCUCAAGUGCCUCCCAGGCACCGGCUAUGAGAUGCUAGCUCGGCAGGCUAAGAUGAUAAACCGCGUAGAGAAGGGAUUCAAGCAGUGCUGCAAGAAACAGAAUGUUGUUGUGUGUGCUGAACAAAAGUGGCGUGGUGAGCUCAACAGGUUUUGCUCCAACAAGAAGGACGGCAAGAUUGAGCACCGCUGUUGUUCCGCCGUUACUGUGGACGAUCGCUUCCAAUGUUUCCAAUCAAUGUCUCCUGACCCACAAUACAACAUGACCUUGUCGCCGGAGGAGCUCGCUCCUAAAGUCUGUAAGACACGCAAGAUCAUCAAGAAAGUGUUCCCUAAUGACUUUCACGUCAAGAACAUUCUGGACGAAUGCUGUGCCCUAUCGCCACAAAACCACAGCACUUGUUUCUUUCAAAAGGUUGAGGAAAUGUCUAUCAGGGUGUGUUCAUCAAAGAAGAAGUCCUCCCCAGUCGUCCGCAGCUGUUGCCGCACGGCUUCCCCAGAGCUGCCAAAGUGCGUCACCAACUUUGUCAUGGAUGCAAUCACAAAGGCUACCAAGGUCUCCAACCAGAAGAAGAAGAAAAGGUGUCCUAUUUAAAUGUUUACUAGCUACCAGCAGCUAACACUUGCAAUCACUGAAUGGAAAGUAUUCAUCUUGCACAAAUCCCACUUUUUAACAUGUGGAACAAAUUUGUGCCUCAUCUACUGCCGGUAAUUUUAAUAUCUCUAUAUGAAGUCACGCACACAAGUGUUCCGCACUAAACAUGUUUUUAAUUCUUCCAUGUUUCCUUUUACUAACCACACUGAUAUCUGUGUCACUUUGCUAUUUUUUUAAAGACUGCUAUUUUUAUAAUUAAAUUCAAAUGCAUUUGGUAGAUUCAUUCAAUCUUGCAAAAUCACAUAAAAUAUUGUGAGUAAUAAAGUUCAAAAAAUGUU
Messenger RNA from Nerophis ophidion (straightnose pipefish), 2063 nucleotides. Its product is annotated as extracellular matrix protein 1-like. The transcript has 11 exons. The record is from RefSeq and is a predicted model, not a curated record. NCBI's taxonomy places the organism in Eukaryota, Metazoa, Chordata, Actinopteri, Syngnathiformes, Syngnathidae. The coding region runs from base 241 to 1725 and encodes 494 amino acids. Gene Ontology annotation, cellular component: extracellular region. Gene Ontology annotation, biological process: signal transduction; regulation of bone mineralization.